Messenger RNA from Seminavis robusta, 2655 nucleotides. NCBI's taxonomy places the organism in Eukaryota, Bacillariophyta, Bacillariophyceae, Naviculales, Naviculaceae. The record is from the annotation of a GenBank genome assembly.
AUGAGAGCAACCAACUUUGAGAUUAUCCCCUUUGAAGAUGACGAGUGGGAGCAAGACACUUCCGGUAACGACAGUCAACAUGAUUUCCAGGAAUCACUUUCAUCGUCGGGGUAUCCCCCCUUUACAUACUGGGAUGUACUGAGACAGGAGAGCUCUGAUGUUCCCUUUGAAACUCGGCCAGGAUCCAGCGUCGUCAAGAUCCCAACUUCAUCCGUCAAACCACGAAUACCCAAUGCCAGAUCACACCUCAGGUUGGCCCACUUGGCCUCCAUCCUGGCCAUUUCUCAUCCAUGGUUUGGUAUUGACCGUGUUUUCCACAAUGCUCAAGCAGCUGGAGUGUUGGCCUUGAAGCAUUUGAACGAACGAAGCCCUUCUGUCAUGCCGGAUCUACCCGAGAGAAUGGAUGCUUGUCCGGAUCUGUUCUUCACCAUGGACAUGUACGAUACCCAAUUCAGCCCAAUCCACGCGGCGCGACAAUUUGCCAAUGACAUUGUGGGGCCAACUCAUUCCUUGGCAACUCCCCAUCCAACCGCAAUUGCUGGAGCUACCCUGUCAGAGGUGUCCAAGACAUUGGCCAUUCUGGGAGGGGUGAACGAAAUACCUCAAAUCUCACACAUCUCGGCUGCCGAGUCGCUGGAUAACACAGAAACGUAUCCAUACUUUUGUAGAAGUUCCGCUUCCAACUCGGGUAUGGCUCAGGGGUUGGCUGUUUUCAUGCACAGUUUGAGCGAAACGUCAAGACACGUGGCAAUCUUGUAUGCCAGAGAUGAGCUUGGUCGAUCCCAUCACAACAACUUUUCAGACAUGGCAAGAAGACUCGGGAUAUCUGUCUUUAGUGCACCCUAUGAACUUCAUGAUCCCAAGAGCCUCGAUGAUGCCAUCAACAAGGUGAUCAAUUCUGGGUACAAAUACGUAUCAUUGGCUCCUGCUCAAAGUACUUUCAACGUGGUGGCACAAAGGGCAUUUGAACUUGGGUUGGGUGGUCAAGACUAUGUGUUCUUCCUUUCAGAGUCCUGUGUAGAUGUGAUCAGUGCGGGAUAUACACUGAAUGCCACCACCGAGUAUGGGGCAGCCUCCAUUCUGAAUGGCACUGGGAUUGUGUUGCUCCAUGCUCCGGGGAAGGAGGAAUAUGUGGAAUCAAUGCAAAAGGAAUUCCUCGAUGAUCCAGCUACGAUGGCAUACUACACCCGCAAGCAUCCUGCCAAAGACCUUUUCACAGCCGUGGGGUUUGACUUUGAUCCUGCACUUGAUGCCCAGGUGUCCAACUUUGCUGGAGCUCUGCAGAACUCGCAAUACGAUGCCGUCAUUGCCGCGGGCCUUGCAGCUUGCCAGUCCGAGACUGACUUCUUCACUGGACCAGAAGUCUACGAAAACAUCAAGAAUCUGGACUUUAGUGGUUCUUCCCAAAUUCCAACUCAUUUCAUGAAUGACACCUGCUCCAGAGACAUGCAGUACUUUGGCUACGUCGUGCUGAAUCUACUCGCCAAAGAACCCAAAGAUGGCCUCAUCCGCUUUGAGACUCGAGGGGCAGCCAUGGUGGAUGCCAACGAGAACGUGAUUACACUCCAGAACUACACUUUCCGAGAUGGGACAUCUAUCGCACCCCCAAGCAUCCCUGACCAGGAAAUUGACAUGAACAAAAUUCCUCUGCAUUUCCAGCUCCUGGCAUGGACCGUGGCCUUCAUUGUGAUGCUCUUGGCCACAGCUCUGGGCGUGUGGACGAUUGUGAAACGAAAUACUGCCUCUGUUCGCGUCCGACAACCGAUGUUCCUUUCGAUGUGCUGCGUGGGGACUUGCCUGCUGGCUAGCUCCAUCAUACCUAUGGGAUUACAAGAACCCACAGAGAACCUUGGUGCAGCUUGCAUGUCCUCGCUGUGGCUGUCCUCGGUUGGCUUUGUCGUGGGCUUCUCCGCAUUGUUUUCAAAGACUUGGAGAGUGAAUCGACUCUUCAACAACGCACAACGAUUCCGCCGGCAUACUAUAGAUGUUCUCGUCCCAUUCCUGGUUCUCUCAUCCAUCAAUGUGAUAAUACUCGUGGCAAUGACAAUUGUGGCUCCACUUCAAUGGACCAGACAGUUCACUGACAGCCUGGAUCCGUAUGGACGUCCCCUGGAGUCCUAUGGAUCUUGCACUGCCUCCAAUGACAACACCAAGUGGUUCCUUCUUCCCCUCCUUGCAAUCAACUUCUUCGCCGUUCUUUUGUCCAACAUUCAAAUCUUCCUUUCUCGAAACCUCCCACGAAAUCUGAACGAGUCGAAGGAAGUUGCGUUUUCCAUGCUCAUGCUCCUGGAAGCAUGCUUGGUUGGGAUACCAGUCCUCAUCGUGGUUAACGAAUCACCUACGGCACGAUUCCUCCUUCCAACUAAAGUGAGACAGCAACGAAGCGUCUCGGUUGUUGUUUCAACGAAUUCAUUGAACCUUCGAUCUUCGUUUAACUCUGUGAGGCGGUCAAACACGUUGAAUCUUCGUUUUUCGAUUAGCUCUCUGAGGUGGACGUCAUUCCGAGCAAGCAGAUCAUCCAUGGGGGCGAGUGCGACAUCAAACGGAGGGAUUGAUAGAGUGCGGAAGCAACUGAUACUCGAACACGCUGAAGAUCAAACCGGAGGGCCAACCGAGUUGCAUCCUGACGAUGACGGAUCUGAGUUUGCCGUUUGA